Molecule: messenger RNA, 1362 nt
Organism: Mesoplodon densirostris (Blainville's beaked whale)
Lineage: Eukaryota; Metazoa; Chordata; Mammalia; Artiodactyla; Ziphiidae
Gene: PWWP4
Product: PWWP domain containing 4
Source: RefSeq, a predicted model, not a curated record
AUGUCCUUGUCUUGCACAGUCAAGGAGGAAGGUGCCGCUGCUCAAGGUGCAGGCAUCCUUCCAUCGCUGCCACCAGGCUUCAUCCUCACUGUGCCCGAGGCUCUGAAAGAAGAGGCACACGACACCUGCCCAAAGACCCUGGCUGUCUCCCCUGAAUGUGCUACCACCUCCGGGAAUGUUGAGGACCCUGGAGAGGGCACCUGCAACCCAGGCUUGGAAGGCGCAGCAGCGUCCUCCUGUGCCCCUAACCUGAGGCUGCGUUAUUCACUCCGUCUAGCAAAUAGAAAAAGGAAGCUGCAGGUCCCAGAGUUUGAGGAAGGGCGGCAAGAACUUCAACCUUCAGCUGGCUCAAAGGCUAUUAACCCCACCAGCACCACUGAGAAGGGUGUGGGCAAGGAAGCGGGACAGCUGACAAGCAUGGCUUUCCCACAGAAGCCGUGUCCCAUUGAGAGAGGAAUGAUGGUCUGGUUUAAAUUUCAAAACCACCCAUUUUGGCCAGCCGUGGUAAAGAGUGUCAGCCCAACCGAGCAGCCUGCCAGGGUGCUUUUGAUUGAGGCCAACAUACACUGUGAAAGGAGCAGCAUUCGAGUUCCUCUUUGAAGUUUGAAGCAUCUGGAUUGUAAAGGGAAAGAAAAGCUAAUGAAGAGAGCCAGGAAAGUGUACGGGCAAAGUGUGAACUGGUGUUUCUCACUGAUUUCCCACUACAGAGAAGGACUCGUUCGCGGGUCUUUUGCAGGCUCUUUCCUGGACUAUUACACUGCUGACAUCAGUUACCCAAUGAGGAAAGCCGUCCAAGAGGGGGAUCUGCAGAUUGAGUUCCCAAAGGUGAAUUAUGCCGACCUGGAAGAUUCUGAGGAGGAGACCUCCGUGGGUGGGAAGAGGCCCUAAAAGAAAAUCCUCUCUGACUGGAUGAGGGCCACUCGGGACCAAGCCAACCAGAAGCUAGUGGAAUUCAUCAUGAAAAGAAAGGGGGCUGACCCCCAUCUUCUGGACAUUGUCAAAGGCAGGAAACAGUCCAGGUGGUUGGCAUCAUUUCUGAAUUCACACAGGUAUGUGAUCUGUGUUGAAACACACCUGGAGGACGAAGAUCAGUUGGAUGCAGUGGUAAGACAUUUACAAGAAAUCUACACAGACAAGAAAGUGCUGGCUCUGACGAGAGAUGACAAAGUGAGUUUUGUUCUGGAAGUUCUGCCAGAAGCAAUCAUUUGUUCAGUUGCUGCACUGGAUGGAUUAAAGAACAAAGAGGCAGAAGCCAAGUACCUGCAAGGGCCACCUGUGCAUUACCGGGAAAAAGAACUGUUUGAUAAAAAUAUAUUAAAGGAAAUGAGAAAGAGAUCAGCAAGGAGAGGCAGAGCUAAGUAA